CUGUAUAAUGUCCACACCUCAGGGAUUGACUGGUUGCAGAAACUGGCCUUCCGGCUCUCUGAGAGACCAAGCUGGAGACCCAGGCUCCUUGGGCGGAGUGAGGCCACUAUGGCUCAGGAGAAGUCCCUUGUCCUGUUCCCAUUGCUAGUCCUGGUGCUGCUGGUGCUGGGGGUGGUCCAGCCUUCCCUGGGCAGUGAAUCAGCGGCCAUGAAGUUUGAGCGGCAGCACGUGGACUCUGACGGCACCUCCAGCAGCAGCUCCAACUACUGCAACCAAAUGAUGAUGCGCCGGAAUAUGAUACAGGGAUGGUGCAAGUUGUUGAACACCUUUGUGCACGAGCCCCUGGCCGAUGUCCAGGCCAUCUGCUUCCAGGAAAAUGUCAUCUGCAAGAACGGGCAGUCCAACUGCUACCAGAGCAGCUCCAGCAUGCGCAUCACAGAGUGCCAACUCACGAGCGGCUCCAAGUACCCCAGCUGUGCGUACCGGACCAGCCAGAUGGAGAGAUACAUCAUCGUGGCCUGUGAGGGGAACCCGUACGUGCCAGUCCACUUGGACGCUUCUGUGGAAGUCUCCACCUGAGGCCGGGAGCAGAGAGAUGCCCCACCACCUCAUCAUGGUGGCACCUGUCUCUCCCCUCUUCCUUCCUUGCCCUGCGGAGGCAAGGAAUAACUCAAGA
Ceratotherium simum simum (southern white rhinoceros) is the source of this 676-nucleotide messenger RNA. It is a transcript of the gene RNASE1, whose product is annotated as ribonuclease A family member 1, pancreatic. Gene Ontology annotation, molecular function: RNA nuclease activity; nucleic acid binding. Lineage: Eukaryota; Metazoa; Chordata; Mammalia; Perissodactyla; Rhinocerotidae. The record is from RefSeq and is a predicted model, not a curated record. Gene Ontology annotation, biological process: defense response to Gram-positive bacterium.